AUGUCUCUCUAUCCAUCAUUGGAGGAUAUGAAGGUGGAUAACAUGAUACGUGCGCAGUUAAAUCAGCAGCACAGUGCUCCAGUUUUUAAUCCUCCGGCCUACCAGAGUUCUGCACCAAGUGCCCCUCAACAUGUCUAUCCUGCUCUUGGUGAUUACAUGGGUUUGGAGCUGUCUCAAGAUGUAAUAGCUCGCAAUAUGCCUGAAUAUCAAAUCCAAGUAGCUCAAUCGGGUGCUGCAGCGCCUACACACAAUAUGAUAGCACCUAUAUCGUCUCAAUCUCAAAGUUUAUCAAAAGCUAUUGUCACGGGAGCCAUACGGCAGGUGAUCUUGUGCAAGGAUAGAGAUGGUAAAUGCGGGCUCAGACUACAUUCCGUAAACAAUGGGGUGUUUGUUUGUUAUGUGGCAGCCGGUAGCCCUGCUGCUCUAGCUGGUCUGAGAUUUGGUGAUCAAAUACUGGAAAUAAAUAAUGUGUCGCUCGCCGGAAUGUCAAUGGAACAAUGCCAUGCUAUUUUGAAGAAAUCACCAACUAAUGGCAUAAACAUGGCAGUCAGAGACAGACCUUUCGAGAGAACUAUAACUCUCCACAAGGACUCUCUCGGCCAUGUUGGAUUCCAGUUCAAAGAUGGUAAUAUCAUUGGCCUUGUUAAGGACUCAUCAGCCGCUCGCAAUGGCCUCUUAACAGAUCAUCAAAUACUUGAAAUAAAUACUAUAAAUGUUGUGGGUAUGAAAGAUAAGGAUAUAUCCAAAGUUAUUGAUGAAGGCCCAUCUGUUGUGAAUGUGACUGUUAUUCCGCAGUAUAUCUAUAAACAUAUGAUAAGCAAAAUGUCAAGUUCUCUCUUCAAAGAAUUGGAUAGGACUCCAGCAGUUUAA
This is a messenger RNA of Leptosia nina, 870 nucleotides long. The record is from the annotation of a GenBank genome assembly. Lineage: Eukaryota; Metazoa; Arthropoda; Insecta; Lepidoptera; Pieridae.